AUGGCUGCUAACAACACCUCUGAUGGUUCAAAAAGUAUCUUUACCAACUACAUUACUUCUCCUCCCAAUUACGAUAGUUGGGCCACUGAUAUCAAAUUAUGGGUUACCGGACAAGGUUACAAGGACCAUCUUACUACGAAGUUCGAUACCGAUAAACCAAAAUGGGAACAGAUCGAUGCUCAAUUGUGCAGUGUUAUCAAAUCCGCACUUCACCCUGAUAUCAAACCGAUCUUCCGUCCUCAUAUCACGUGUGAAUCAGUUUGGAGUCAGGCUAAGAAACUUUACACUAAUGACACUCAGCGCCUUUAUGGAGUUGGUCACAAAUUGAUGAAUAUCAUUACUCCGAAAAAGAUAGAAGGCUCUAUUUCAACAUAUCUCGGUAAUGUUCAUUUUGCACUUCAUGAUUUUAAUGAGCUUCUCCCUCAUGUCGUAAGCUCUACAACUGAACAGGAGAAGGAACGUGAACAACAUAGCACCUUCUUAAUGCUCCUUUCCCUUUAUGGUUUACCAGAAGAGUACGCUGCGAUUCAUGAUCAGAUUUUGGGUUCUGCAACUGUUCCGGAUAUGUCUACAACAUAUGCUAUCCUCCUUCGAGUACCUGCAAAACAUUCACUCGAGCCUAUUAUUACCCCUGCACCAGGUGACACUACUGCCCUUGCAUCAUUUUGGAAAUAACAAGAAUCGAUACCGAGGAGGGCCAUCCAACUCUAAACUUCAUUCCAAUUUCAAGUGUGCGCAUUGUCACCAAUCCAACCAUGAUAUUGAUAAUUGAUGGGUGUUGCAUGGCAAACCUCAUUGACGUCGGGUUAAUACGACUCAAACUGAUCAGUCUCGCAUCAUUCAGACCAAGCCUUCUCCCCAAGGCUCUCCGGCAUGCUAUGAAGAU
Trifolium pratense (red clover) is the source of this 886-nucleotide messenger RNA. RefSeq lists its product as uncharacterized. The record is from RefSeq and is a predicted model, not a curated record. The coding region runs from base 1 to 675 and encodes 224 amino acids. Lineage: Eukaryota; Viridiplantae; Streptophyta; Magnoliopsida; Fabales; Fabaceae. The transcript has a single exon.